AUGCUGCAAAAGCCUUUCUUCUCUUCCGAAGGUAUUGCAGAGUUGAUCGUGAUUAGCAGCAGCGAUGAAGAACAAGACGAGAAUUUUAAUAAGGAUGUUGAGCCUAAUCAACACCAUCCUCUGAAAGAAAUUCAUCUGAAGGAUGGAUUUCAUGAUGGUACUGAUUUUCAGGAUGCUUUUUUAUCUUCACCAAUCCUAUUAUCGACUAGGAGCACCACCUCCUUGAAAAACAAUUCCAACCAAAAACAAAUCCUCCAAACAUCCUCUCUUGUUCAUAGUCCAACACAACAUUUAUUAGAAAAAUCAAUUCUAAUUCGGAAUGGGUCUGAAACAACGAUUCAAAAAGAAAAGUUUCAAAAUCAUGACUCUGAUGAGAGUGAUGAGGGUGUUCGAAUUAUUCAUUCCAUGAUUUAUUCUCAUACAGGUGGUGAUGAGAAUGAUGAAACAUUUCUAUUACAUCAAUUUGUGAUUCGAAAUGAACAUGAUGAUACAUUUAUUGAUUUGAUGGACUUGACAAUGCAAGACAAUUUCUCUAUGAACAAUAGAAAAAUUAAUGCAGUCGUCUAUGGACAUGUCAUACAAGUGAACCAUCAAUUACCAUCUCAUAUUUGCAUUGACAUGGAUACAACGGAUGGAUUUGAUGCAUUGGAUGAAUGGAUUUCUACAAAACAAGAUCAGAAAGAAUUAGAAAAAAUUGGAUAUUUACUUGACAUUCAAGUGAAAUAUGAAAUUUGUACUCGACCUAUUAUUUGUUUGUCCAUUGAUAGGAGUAGUCUUCGUAAUCGCCAUCCUUCCAAAUCCAAUAACAUUAUUGAAUGUGAAUGUCUUGAACCAUCCAAUGAAUAUUUUGAAAUCUAUGAAAAGCUUUAUCAACGAUCAUGUGUUUGUCAUUCUCUUUUUGAGAGUAUCCUUAAUUAUCCCUCAGGAAGUUAUAUGAAAGUACUGAAUGAAACAAAAGAAUUAGCUCAAUCAUUGGGCCUCUUCAUUAAUAAUGGAAUUUUAUUAAGUCAUUUUCCAUUUAUUGUGAAUCAAGCAUAUCGAUUGAAUGAUCCAAUCAUUCUCAAUAGCAAAUUUAUGAGUGAGCUAACUGCAAGACAUGUCAUUCGAGAAGAUUCAUACUUGAUGACAAGUAGUCAAAGUGACAUGAAUGACGAACUCUAUGAUGAUAGCGACAUGAAUGACGAACUCUAUGAGGAGGAAGUGAAAAAAAAUCAAAAGCUCAAAACGGAAAAAGCAUUUCACUACUCAAAGAAACGAAAACAUCACUCGAGCACAAAAAACAAAAGAAAAAAGCAAAUGACAAACAAAAACUCUUCUCCAAGCAUUAAUGUUACCAUUCCAUCCACAACUCAACUCAUUUCAUUUCUCUAUGACUCAUCUCAAAGUAAAAUCAUUGGAUUUGAGUAUAAUGGUCAAGAAAUAUAUGAAGGUGAAUCUAUCUAUCUUUUACCUCAUGAGGAUUUAUUUCCCAAUCAUAUAAGAGGCAAAAUGGAUUUGAAGAGUUAUCCCUAUCUCAUUUAUAGAGUUGAAUUUAAAGAAAAAUCAAUCUAUGGAAGAAGACUCUAUCGACAUUAUGACAUGGCCUUCUUGUGUAUGGAAAGUGAAAAGAAUAUUCUCACAACAGAUGUACAUCAAUUGUUUAUUGAUAGAAGUAGUGAGACUAUCAUCAUUGAGUUACCCAUCCUUGACUAUUUUGUUCGAAAAUGUUUUGUAUUUUAUUUAACAAGUGUUGAAGAAUUUGAAGAAAUUUCAAACAAUAUUCGACAGCAUAGAGAUGUCUUUUAUUGUACGAGCUCUGUGACCAUAUCCAAUUCAUACAAAUUCUAUCAAAUUCAAUCACCUAUUGAUCAUGUCUAUAUUAAGAGAAUGAAUGGAUGUGGAGGACUUUCUUAUGGGUUGUAUAAGGCUGGUAUUCAAAUCUGUUAUGCUAUUGACAGUUCCAUCGAUGCUAUUAACAACUAUCAAUUGAAUUUUAAAUCAUCCAAUACAUUUCAAAAAAAAGCAUCUCAAUUCUUACGUAAAGUUAAGAUGAUUAACAAAUUGAGAGAAAUUUGUGGAAUCACUUAUCGGAACACAACAGAUGAAACCACCACUGCAGAUACCACUGAUCAAACUACUUGUGAUACAAUAGAUCAUCAUAUCACAAACACAAUGGGUAGUAGUACAACCAGUGGUGAUGAUACUCAAAGCAAUCAGUCAUCGUUGUCAAUUUUAAAAAUUAAGAAAUUUAGAGUUCAUGAGGAUCGCAUGGAAUUUAAAGUCAUUUGGGAUAAUACCAUUUUGAGAGACAAAAAAUGGAUUUAUUUUUCUCAAUUACAACAAUUAGCACCCAACUACAAGUCAUUACUUGAAAAAUUUCUAGAGAAGAAAUACCAUGAUUAUCCUCAUCAAAAUGAAAUUGAUGUAUUGGUUGGUGGUCCUCCUUGUCAAGGGUUUUCUAUUCUCAAUAGAAAGAAAGAUAAAACUACUUCAAUCAUGUCUCAAGAAAAGAACCAACAAAUUCUAACUUUUAUUGAUUUUGUAGAUUAUUUUAAACCUAAAUAUGUAUUAAUGGAGAAUGUAACUGGAAUGUUAAUGAACAGUAAUGUAUUUGAUGUUCCACAAUUCAUCAUUUCUAAAUUCAAAGACAUUGGCUAUGAUAUUCGAAUAUCUGUAUUCAAUACCAUUCACUUUGGAAUACCUCAAUCUAGAUUAUUCUUUUUGGGUCAAAAAACAAACACCACCCAACACAACUCUAGUCUUGUACAAUUUCCAAUUCCUACUCAUGCUGGAAAAGUUCAUUCUUCUAUUCCAAAUAUAUUUAAAAAUGUAUUAUUUUCAUAUCCAAAGCGAAUUCAAAGUGGAUCCAUGCCACCUGUGAAUUUGAGAGAUUAUAUUUGUGAUUUAAAACCAUUAGAAGAAUCCAUGAAUUUAUCUAGAAGGAGAAGGACGACGACGACAACCCCACUUGACACUUCUCAGAACAACACGACACAAGUGUGCAGUCUGUCAUCAUAUCCAAGAGAUGCCAUGACUGUGUAUCAAAAAAUUGCCAGAAGAGGAUGCAAUACAUUAACAAAUAUGGAAUAUAGAGAAUAUAAUCACUCAUUUCUCACUACAUCAGUCAUUCGGUGUCUACCAAGACGAUCUGGAGCAACCAUUGAAGAUUUGGAAUUUGUUGAAUUAAGGAAAUCAAUUUCAAAAAAAAAGAAGUCAAAGAAAUCAUUCAAGAGAUUGGAAUGGUCUAAACCUAGUGCAUGUAUUGUGACAAAUAUGGACGUGAACCAUUUUGAAUUUAUUCAUCCAACAGAAAAUCGAAUUCUAACUAUUAGAGAGUGUGCAAGAAUUCAGGGCUUUCCUGAUACUUUUGUGUUUGUGGAUGAUAGAGCUCCUCUUUGUCGCUCCCAAAAAUUGAAAGAAAAAUACACUCAAAUAGGAAAUGCUGUUCCUGUGGUGUUUGGUUUUAAGUUUGGAAUUGAAAUUAGAAAAGCAUUUAUGAAGAGUAUACAAGAAUCUUCAGCAACGUCACAAAAUCAAAUAUCAAUCAUCACUACACAACUGCAACGAAUAUUUAAGGAAACAAGAAAUACCCUAAAUAAUCAAACAACAUUAUCAGGUAUAAACAUGGUCACUCAGUGGACAGAACAAGAUUUUAAAAUUUCUGACGAGUUUCGUGAAGGAGUGACAUUGGAAUUCAGAAAGGCUGAAAAGGAAUUCCAUGUCAGUGAUGAGUUUGUUUCUCAUUAUAACGAUGACAUUGAGCAAACAAUCGAAAGCGAAACACAUGAGGAGGAAGAAUCAUCCAUUAAUGAUGAUAUGACUCUAUCUGAUAACUCUAGUGAAGCAUCCCCGCUGAUGUAA
This is a messenger RNA of Naegleria fowleri, 3840 nucleotides long. RefSeq lists its product as uncharacterized. NCBI's taxonomy places the organism in Eukaryota, Heterolobosea, Eutetramitea, Acrasida, Naegleriidae. The coding region runs from base 1 to 3840 and encodes 1279 amino acids. The record is from RefSeq and is a predicted model, not a curated record. Gene Ontology annotation, cellular component: nucleus. The transcript has 7 exons. Gene Ontology annotation, molecular function: methyltransferase activity.